Molecule: messenger RNA, 1963 nt
Organism: Sycon ciliatum
Lineage: Eukaryota; Metazoa; Porifera; Calcarea; Leucosolenida; Sycettidae
Product: leucine-rich repeat-containing protein 23-like
Exons: 10
Coding region: 192-1184 (330 amino acids)
Molecular function (GO): protein binding
Source: RefSeq, a predicted model, not a curated record
UGCAUUCAAACUAAGCAACUAACUUCGGUCUUCACUCAUUUUUCCUGACAGUGACACCCGGUGUUGUGUUUGUUCCACUGGCUUCGCAUCGUUGCAGCUGAGAACGGGAGAGACCUUGUUUGAUUGAUCGCGAGCGCUGGAAAAGAAGUACUGUGACGGCUGCUGCACCAUCCUGAUCAUCUACAGCAAUCAUGUCGGAUAGCGACGUUGAGCCUCCCUCGCCAGAUCCAGACGUUGACGACGACGAGGACAACGAGCAUGACGACGAGGGAGACGCAGGGGACCUUGUGGAGUUCCCCCUGACCAAGAAACUGGCUGCAAAGGGAUUGUCCGUUCUGGCAAAGACAGGUGAUGGACUGGAACAUGCCUUUGUCCGUCUACAGAUGGUAGAUAAACAAAUCACCGACAUCAGCAUAAUCUCCUGCUAUGCCUGCUAUGUCCACAUUCGCUACUUGGAUUUAUCGGAGAACUGCCUCAAGGACCUCACGCCGAUCCAUGCGCUCAACUUUCUUCUGACGUUGAAGGCAGACAAUAACCUGCUCACAACCGCCAAGCUAGAUGAGCUACCAUUCCUUCGAGUGAUGAGCUUGGCGAACAACAGGAUAGAGACUACAGAAGGAAUUAGUCACCCGCAACUACAUGCUCUGAAUUUGAAUCACAAUCAAGUCAGUGAAGUGAGCGGUCUGGCUGGUAACAAUCCAUUGCUCGAUACCAUAGAACUGCGUGCCAAUCAACUGACGUCACUCAAGGGACUGACCGACUUGCCUUGUCUACGUAAACUAUGCCUUGCGGAGAACUCCUUGACAACUCUGGAAGGGCUGGACGAGCUCACCACACUGCAAUGGGUGCAUGUGCGUGACAACAAGCUGGUCAGUCUGGAUGGAAUGACGUCGAACUUAGCGGUACUGCAGUAUCUCAAUCUGAGGGGUAACGUGACUCUGGUCAAGACGGAGGAGAUCAGCAAGUUGCAGAAUCUGCACAUGUUGCGGGCAUUGGUGCUGAAAGGUUGUGGUGUUGAGGAAAUCGAAGACUAUCGCAUAGAGGUGCUCAGCUACGCACGGCGACUAGAGAGACUUGACAAGGAUCCGUUCACGGAUGAUGAGCGGCAGGAAGCCGAGGAGAAACAAGCGGAGCGGAAGGCUAUGGCUGCUGAUGCCCUGGGCGCAACGGAGACUGAAGAAUAAAGGAGAAUAGUGAUCGUUGCACUCGUAAGAUCAGCCAAGGUCCGUUCAAUCGGGAACAAAGUUGUGAGAUAUGUGUCUGUAGCACAACCACAGCGGAGGCCCAAGUAUUUUCCAUGGGCUAGCCAUCGAGCAGAAGUGUCCUUGCCGUGAUGGUAGAAUGCCAUUGCAAGUUCAAGGUGACUAGUCUCCUUUAGCCCAAGAGUGGAGUCCUGUCUAUACUGAUCUUAUGCCUGCUGGGAGAACUGCUGUGACAACGGUCCAGACAAGGAUACUAUAACACGAUCACUCAUGCUUCCACAGUGGAACAAGCUGAUUCAGUAUAAAUAACUGUGUGUGCGUGUUGUACUGCUCUGCCACACAAGCACUGUUCCUGCAGUGACCAACUCAUUCUACUUUUUUUGUAACUUACAAGCCUAGAUAGCCGACUGCAGUGUUGUGAUGCCCAUGAGCUAGCACCGAACUAUCUGCAUAACCUUGGCAUUAUGACUUUAUGAUUGGUGCCUUUGUAGCUAGCUGCCUCUGCCGUCUGCUCAGGAAUUUGAUUCAAGCUGCUCAACAUUUUUGAACUGAUCUCUCGCAGAAUUGAUAUAAUUAUUCUAUACCGUAUUAUGUUUUGAAAUCAUUAUUGACAAAGUCAUUGCUUUUUUAUGCCAUUAUUUCUCUCAUAGGGGUUUUGUGGUGCUGGUCUGCUUAUGUACAUGUAUAUUAUAGUUGUUUACGUAACUGAUAUUGCACUGAGCAUGAACCAGCCCCGGUCUGUACCGGUGCUGUUGAAACUG